CUGGGAACGAUACUCGACGCAUUAAUGCACUUCAAUAUAAUCAAUGAGUUCACCAUUAGGGGCUCGAGCAAGACAUUUAUUAGCUCACCUCAGAAAAACAGAAACUAGCAUGUGUGUCUGUGACGUAGCAAGCGCUCUGGACCUGUUGCGCGCGGAUGAGCAGCUCAUUACUCGAGCGCUCAUGGAGAGAACAGGUCCAUUCCUGAUGAAACGAGCUGAAUAGCUCAACCGUUUUACUGAAGAAAACACUUGAACUAGAUCUAGACAUUUGCUGGAGUCUUGGGUACAGAUUUCACUUAAAUAGUUGUCGGAAUGUGAUUGUUUUAGCCAAACUAAGCAAAAAAAAAUUAUGUGCGCACGGCAGCAUUACUUCUUAACGUGAAGUCUUUAGACUGGAACUGAGGAUGAAGUGAUGUCCAGACUUUCGAUUUUGGAUUUAAGUCAAAGAGACUUUCAGUCAUCAAAUAUCACUAUUGUUCACUGAAAAGGAGACGAGUAGCUUGUGGAAGAGCUCCUGGCACCCAGAGGACCGUGCACUGAGUUUGAGCCCCCCUGGUGACCACAUUUGCGCCUUUAUCCAAACAUGGCAACCCAAGAGCCGAUAUACAACACAUCCCUCUCAAACCAAACCACCAAUUCCUCCAGUGACCCUAAUGAAAAUCUGCUGGCUGAAGAAGAAAGCACUAAAGCCCUGGCUGUGAUCUACCUCGUGGUGUUCAUCGUGGGUCUGACAGGAAACUCUCUGGCCAUUUUUGUAGUUCUCCGCUACACCAAAAUGAAGACGGUCACCAACAUGUACAUCUUAAAUCUAGCCGUGGCUGAUGAGCUGUACAUUCUGGGACUCCCGUUUCUCACCACCCACAAUGUGCUCUCUUACUGGCCCUUCGGAAACUUCCUCUGCCGUAUCCUGAUGUGGGCCGACUCCAUCAGUCAGUUCACCAGCACAUUCUGCCUGACAGUAAUGAGCAUUGAUCGCUACAUGGCUGUGGUGCAUCCUAUCCGUAGUGCCAGGUGGCGGAGACCCAGCGUUGCCAAGGUUAUAAAUAGCAUGGUAUGGGCCCUUUCGUGUCUGCUAACGCUGCCAGUCAUUAUUUAUUGUGACGUCCAGCCGGGACUCAACACCUGCAACCUGAGCUGGCCUGAGCCUCGUGACGUUUGGUCCACAGCUUUCAUCCUCUACACCGCCAUAUUGGGAUUCUUCUGCCCACUGCUAGUUAUUUGUCUAUGCUACCUGCUAAUCGUGAUCAAAGUUAAAUCCGCCAGCGCACGAGCCGGACUCUCAAAGCGCCGUAAAUCUGAGAAGAAAGUGACUAGAAUGGUGGUGAUCAUCGUUGUUGUGUUCGUAAUUUGCUGGCUGCCGUUCUUCAUGCUGAACAUCUUCAAUCUGGUGGUCACCCUUCCAGAAAAUAACAUCAUCACCGGCGUUUAUUUCCUCACGGUGAUCCUGACAUACGUUAAUAGCUGCGCCAAUCCGCUGCUCUACGGAUUUCUGUCGGACAACUUCAAGAGGAGCUUCCAGAAGGUCUUGUGCAUCCACAGGGUCAACGGGGUCAGCGAUGAACAUCCCAACCGCGCUCGGAUUAGCAGGAACCAUCAGGAGCCGUUCUUUCCUCCGAGAAGCUUCGAUUAUAAUGACCACGUCCAGAGCUAUCAAGUCAAAGCCAUGACAACUCAGUCAUCAGAUUAUGAAAGCCAUCUUCAGAGAAGUGAUUCAGGACCAUAAACACUAAACGACCAGUCUAUUGGUUUGGAUGCCGAGCACUGCGCCAAACCUGAAAACCACCAUCCGGGACCACAAGUGAUCAGCCAGUCCAUCUAAAAGCCAGCGUUGUCCAACUGAAGACAUUCCUGCAUACAAACAGUACUGUGUUUAAAUGGAGUUUAUUUAUAAAGUUAUUGUUGACUAAGCCUAGAUCAAACACUCUCUGGUGCACACACAAAGAAACUACAUUGCCAUAUUGUUAUCAUUUAUGUAAAUAUCUUUCAUGUAAAUAUGUAUUAUAUUUGCUCAUCAUUUUGUUCAGCAUGACUGAAAAAAAAACAUUUGGACCACUUUUGCUGUUACAACUUGAUAGAUUGUUGAUAUUUGGUGGUGGUGUUUUUGUGGAUUUCUGGAUUGAGUAUACACAAAUCCAUUUCAUAUAUAUAGAACUUGGAGGAAAUGCCAGCUAGCCUGCUGUAUUUAUUAAAGACAUAUUUUUGUUGAUGAUGGAUGAAGCUCCAUGUCUGAAGCAGAUAACAAACAAUUGCCCAGAAGAUCUUCAGAGCUGAAAUGAAAUGCACAGGCAGAAUUUGGGUGUUUGUUCUUGUUCUUCUUGGGUUUAAAAAAGGGAUACUUGUAUUAAGCUAUAUUAGUCUUUGUGUUUAUUUUACUCCUAAUAAACCUGAGAUACAGUCUAAC
Molecule: messenger RNA, 2401 nt
Organism: Danio rerio (zebrafish)
Lineage: Eukaryota; Metazoa; Chordata; Actinopteri; Cypriniformes; Danionidae
Source: RefSeq, a predicted model, not a curated record